Vigna umbellata (rice bean) is the source of this 2285-nucleotide messenger RNA. The record is from RefSeq and is a predicted model, not a curated record. Lineage: Eukaryota; Viridiplantae; Streptophyta; Magnoliopsida; Fabales; Fabaceae.
UAUCAGCCAUUUUUUCAGUAUCUCAAGAACAGUAUGUCAAUUUUCUAGCUCUGCUCAACCAAACUUCCACUCCUUUCAUUCAAAAGGAUCAUAUGUUGAACUAUCACUAACUCUCUUCUUGAUUCUUGCACCAACCACCACAAAUGUGAAUACCAUGGGCCCCAGAUUCAUCCAUUACCAUUACCAUUAGCAAUAACUCAUCAAUCUUCCAUCACUUUGUUCCACAUUAUCCCACCAAUUAAUUCUAUAUGCUAGGUGCUGUUUUCAUAUGAUACGUGUGUCAUCAAAUUUUGGAAUAUGGAACCAUGAUGGAAGAGGAGCAAACGCUGGUUAAGGGUGGCACUAAUUUGGAGGGGAGUGAGGCCAAACUUGAGCUCACAGUUGAUGAGGUGGUGGAGGAAUAUGUUGGUUCCUUAGGAUUCUCUCAGCUGGUGCAUGUGCUGUUGGUAUCAUUGGCAUGGAUAUUUGAUGCUCAGAGUACUUUGGUGACAAUCUUCACUGAUGCUCAACCUCCUUGGAGGUGCAAAAGUGGAUUGUGUCAAGGUUACAACAACAACAGCAGCAACACUGGUUCUGUAUGUGAGUUGGUACCAGGGACUUGGGAAUGGGUUGGUGGCCAUACUAGUUCCACCAUAGCAGAAUGGAAUCUUGUAUGUGAUAGAAGGUUUCUGGCUGCUGUGCCUGCUUCAGUCUACUUCCUUGGCUCUCUCAUAGGGUCUGGUGUGUAUGGCCACCUAUCUGAUACAUGGUUAGGAAGAAAAAGAACAGUGCAACUUUCCUGCAUCUUAACCUCCAUCACUGCCUUUGCCACCUCUCUGUCUCCAAACAUUUGGACCUAUGCCUUCUUCCGGUUCACCAAUGGCUUUGCAAGGUCAGGAAUUGGCAUAUGCUGUCUUGUGCUCACCACAGAAUCAGUAGGCCGCAAGUGGCGUGGCCAAGUAGGCCAAUACGGUUUCUUUUUCUUCACAGUAGGCUUCCUCACACUUCCCCUUGUGGCCUAUCCAACCAGAACAGAUUGGAGGAGCUUGUACAAAGUCUUGUCCUUUAUUCCACUAGCAUAUGCUGUCCUACUCCUACCUUUAGUCUCAGAAUCCCCACGUUGGCUCCUCAUAAAAGGGAGAACCAAAGAGGCCCUUCAGGUUUUGGACAGGUUUGCAAGACUCAAUGGGAAGCAAAAACUCCCCAGCAACCUCUCUUUAACCGACCCUACUGGAUCAUCAAAUGCUGCACCAUCCACCACCAGUGAAGGUGCUGAAAUAACUCCAAACAAUAGAGAGAAACUUUGGACCACAAAAUGGGCAGCCAUAAGAAUGAUCACUGUUAUGUUAGCUGGCUUUGGAGUUGGCUUUGUUUACUAUGGAGUUCAACUCAAUGUAGAAAACUUGAACUUCAACCUUUAUGUCUCAGUAGCAAUCAAUGCAGUGAUGGAGAUUCCUGCUGUUGUGAUUGGCACCUUUCUCCUGGGGUUUACCAACAGACGUUUGCUGUUAUCUGUGUCCUCUUUCAUAGCUGCAGUGUCCUCCAUCCUAUGCACAUUUUUUUCACACAAAGGAGGAACAUCAAAAGUGCAGAACAAUCAUGGAGGUAGUUGGGUCCAGUUGAUCAUUGAAGGAAUAGGAUUCAUGGGGGCUUCCACAACAUUUGAUAUUUUGUACAUAUAUUGUGUGGAACUUUUUCCUACCAAUGUUAGGAACUUUGCUGUGUCAAUGUUGCGGCAGGCCAUAAUGUUGGGGGCUUCUGUGGCCCCUUUGCUGGUUGUGUUGGGCCGUUUGAGUCCCUCUCUUUCUUUUCUUGUGUUUGGAGGCUUUGCAAUUUCUAGUGGAGUUUUGAGCUUGUGGCUACCUGAGACAAGAAAUGCUCCUCUCUAUGAGACUCUGAAACAGCAAGAGGAGGAAGAGAAACACACUUGGAUCUCUCAUAAUGAUGGUGCCCUUGAGCUAGGAAAAUAAUUCAUCAAAAGGGUCUUCUUCAUGUUAAUUUAUAUACAUUAUUAAUGUAAAGUAUUUUUGUGCAGGUAGCUAUCUGAUCAGAUUUAACCAUUUUAUCAUCAUCUGAUGAUAAGGUAAAGUCUUGUCUGAUAAUGUAUAAAAAUAAUUUAUAUUGAAAAUGUAUAAAAGUUAAACUCUUGUAGAAAUAGAGCAGUAGGGGAAAUCAAAAUCGCAAUGAAACUGCUUGAUUAUCACGACAGUAGCAUCUGAAUCUCAGAUCAGUAAUGUAUUUUUGCUUCUUGUACUGCAAAGAUGCAGAAUAUAAGACCAUCCAUCUGUCAUUGAAGUGUGUAGUAA